Messenger RNA from Anopheles gambiae (African malaria mosquito), 1304 nucleotides. Its product is annotated as 1-acyl-sn-glycerol-3-phosphate acyltransferase alpha-like. Gene Ontology annotation, molecular function: 1-acylglycerol-3-phosphate O-acyltransferase activity. Lineage: Eukaryota; Metazoa; Arthropoda; Insecta; Diptera; Culicidae. Gene Ontology annotation, biological process: phosphatidic acid biosynthetic process. The record is from RefSeq and is a predicted model, not a curated record. Bases 1 to 429 code for a protein of 142 amino acids. The transcript is spliced from 4 exons. Gene Ontology annotation, cellular component: endoplasmic reticulum.
AUGAACUUCCGGUGGAGGGCGUUUGUGCCGAACAUGAUGGAGAGCGUGCCGGAGUGUGCGCGGCUGCGAACGAGUUAUGCUAAAGCGAUCAAUGAGAAACAGGCAAAGCUGCUCUUCUUCCCCGAGGGUACGCGCGGCAACGGUGACAAGCUGCUGCCAUUCAAGAAGGGAUGCUUCCACGUCGCCGUCGAAUCGCAAGCCUUCAUUCAACCGGUGGUCAUUUCGAAGUACCAUUUUUUGAAAUCCAAAACGAAGAUCUUAAAACGAGGGCAAAAUAUCAUCAAAAUUCUACCGGAAGUGUCCUGCGCGAGCCUUUCCAAGGACGACAUUCCAGCGCUGAUGGAGCGGGUACAGAAGAUGAUGCAGCGGGAGUACGAACAGCUGUCGGAGGAGUCGCUUUCGAUUAACAAUAUUAGUGAGGUGCAUUAGACUCAGCGAUUGGCGAUGGGCCUCUUCAGGCUCUGAACACGUGCAAUACAAAACAUUUGACCUGGGCAAUGAAUGUUUUAGGGGUUUAGGAAAAGAAAUCAAAAGCAGAAAAGACAGAGAGGAAUGCUGCCACCAAGUGCUUUUUCCCAGGUAUGGGAAGAAGUAGACAGGUUCACCAAUAUCAUCAUCAUCGCCUUAUCGCUAACGGAGAGACAGUAUAAAACAAACCUCCUCAUUGAACAGAGAGCUUAGUAGUGGCGAUUAGCGUUCGGUUUUUGUAUUUACCGGGAUGUGUGAAUUUAAGUUAUGUCUCUUCCAAAGUCCAUCAUUUUUUACCUUCCAACACACGCACCUUUAGUUAUUGAAGAUUGAAAAAAUACGGCUAGCCAGUGUAGCAAGCACAAACGAAAGGAGAUGUGAACGAAUCGCGCAACGUUUAUUUUCCUAACUUCCUCCGAGACUCUAUAUUGUUCCUGUAGUUUAAGGGCACAGUGAAAGCGAGAUGGGAUGGAAGAUCCAGAUUAUCAGGUGUUUCGGUGCGGGUUUAAAGUUGUUUCAAGUCCAAGGAAGCUAUCAAUCAAUCACGAGGAGGAGGAGGACUGUGAAGCAAUAUAUCGGGAAAGAGUGGCAGUGGCUUGUAAAUAGCGUACAAAGUACAGUAGUUUUAGAAUUUUAUUCAAGAGAGCAAACUAGGGUUUAGGAUGAUGAAGGGUCGGGUAAGAUGUCACUAGGUUGACACCAAACAAAACAAAACGGGAAGAAACAAACGUGUAAGUGUGCGUCGUACUAUGGGGACAGUGACAGCGGCGUCACUCUUUUGCCGUACGCUCAAUGUGAUACAUACAUUAAAACGAAGCAAAAGCUCCAACAAAGAA